AUGUGGUACCUGGCGUAUUUCAUGCACCGCCACCUCGACUUCCGCCUCGACGAGCUGCAGUCGCUCGCCGUCCUCGCUGGCGUGCAGCCGGCUCAGCACGAUGACGUGGAAUUGCGCCCGCCUGCCAGCUCGGCUUUAUCUGAGGGAGAGCGGGGCGGAGAGAAGGGAAACGAAGGGGAGGAGUUGGUUGAGGAAGUGAGUGGAGACGAAGGCAGUGAGGAGACGAGGAGGGGAGAAGGGGGUAGUGAGAUGAAAGGAGAAGAGGAGGACGAGAUAUCAGGAGGAGGGGGAAGCCAGUGGGAGCCUCCCGUGGCACUCCCUCCCUUCUCCCACCCUCUCUACUUCCCCCCCCACCUCAACUCCCACUCCCAUCAUCCUCCUGUCCUCUCCCCUUCCUUCUCCACCCUCCCACCCCCCUGGCCUGCUUAUAAAGGGGAUAUUCGUCAUAUGGCGGAGGCGCCAACCUACGAAGAGUUAAAGCCGCAGGUCGAGGCGAACAUCGCGACCAAGAUUUCGCCCUUCACAGCCCUCGGCUCCAUGUUCGAGAUCGUUGUUGAUGUGAUCCCCACGCCUACCCUCUUUCUCUCUCCCUACCCUCUUUCUCUCUCCCUACCCUCUUUCUCUCUCCGUUUCCUCUCUUUCUCUCUCCGUUUCCUCUCUUUCUCUCUCCGUUUCCUCUCUUUCUCUCUCCGUUUCCUCUCUUUCUCUCUCCGUUUCCUCUCUUUCUCUCUCCGUUUCCUCUCUUUCUCUCUCCGUUUCCUCUCUUUCUCUCUCCGUUUCCUCUCUUUCUCUCUCCGUUUCCUCUCUUUCUCUCUCCGUUUCCUCUCUUUCUCUCUCCGUUUCCUCUCUUUCUCUCUCCGUUUCCUCUCUUUCUCUCUCCGUUUCCUCUCUUUCUCUCUCCGUUUCCUCUCUUUCUCUCUCCGUUUCCUCUCUUUCUCUCUCCGUUUCCUCUCUUUCUCUCUCCGUUUCUCUCUUUCUCUCUCCGUUUCCUCUCUUUCUCUCUCCGUUUCCUCUCUUUCUCUCUCCGUUUCCUCUCUUUCUCUCUCCGUUUCCUCUCUUUCUCUCUCCGUUUCCUCUCUUUCUCUCUCUGUUUCCUCUCUUUCUCUCUCCGUUUCCUCUCUUUCUCUCUCCGUUUCCUCUCUUUCUCUCUCCGUUUCCUCUCUUUCUCUCUCCGUUUCCUCUCUUUCUCUCUCCGUUUCCUCUCUUUCUCUCUCCGUUUCCUCUCUUUCUCUCUCCGUUUCCUCUCUUUCUCUCUCCCUACCCUCUUUCUCUCUCCGUUUCCUCUCUUUCUCUCUCCGCUUCCUCUCUUUCUCUCUCCGUUUCCUCUCUUUCUCUCUCCGCUUCCUCUCUUUCUCUCUCCGUUUCCUCUCUUUCUCUCUCCGUUUCCUCUCUUUCUCUCUCCGUUUCCUCUCUUUCUCUCUCCCUACCCUCUUUCUCUCUCCGUUUCCUCUCUUUCUCUCUCCGUUUCCUCUCUUUCUCUCUCCGUUUCCUCUCUUUCUCUCUCCCUACCCUCUUUCUCUCUCCGUUUCCUCUCUUUCUCUCUCCGUUUCCUCUCUUUCUCUCUCCGUUUCCUCUCUUUCUCCACACUCCUACCCUACCCCCCAGGUCUGCUCAUUAAGGGGAUGUUCGACAUAUGGGCAGAAGAGGCGCCUAUACGAGGCCCUAGAGCCGCAGGUUGAGGCGAACCUGACAGGCAAGGCGGUGCCAUUAGCGGGCCCGGGCUCCACGUUCAAAAUGGUGGUGGAUGGCUUUGGCAAGAUCUUAACCUUGUUCUGUUCUCCACCUCCUCCACCUUCCAUCCCAUCAGGUCUGCUUAUAAAGGGGAUAUUCGACAUAUGGGCAGAGGCGCCAACCUACGAGGCCCUAAAGCCGCAGGUGCAGGCGAACCUGACAGCCGAGGGGAUAGUCGACAUAUGGGCAGAGGCGCCAACCUACGAGGCACUGAAGCCGCAGGUUGACGCGAGCCUGACAUCCAAAGUCACGCCCUUCACAGCCCCGGGUCCACAUUCAAGACGGUUGUUGAUGGCUUUGGCAAGAUCUUCCCCUCGUUCUCCACCCCCCCACACCCCUGCCACCCUCCCAGGUUUGCUUAUAAAGGGGAUAUUCGACAUAUGGGCAGAGGCGCCCACCUACGAGGCAUUGAAGCCACAGGUGGAGGCGAACCUGGAGAGCAAGGUGGUGCCGUUUGUGGGCCCGGGCUCCACGUUCAAAAUGGUGGUGGACGGCUUUGGCAAGAUCUUCUCAAUGGACGAGCAGAGGGAGAGGAUGGAACGAUUCACAUACAUCCCCUUCCAGGGCAAGGUGAAGCUGAGCGCGCCCGACUACAAGUUCUGGGUGAUAGAGCAGGCAGCAGAAUGCACCAACAACGGCCUUCCCCCCAACAUGCCCUUGCGCGUGUUCAUUGGCCGAGAGGUGCGUGUGGGGGAGGAGAGGUGGCAGUAUCAGACCGCACAGUGGCCGCCAAGUACGAGCGCACUCGCUGGCCCGGCAGUACCUGGGCCCUCCCACCCCACUCUACUGUCUCACACCACACGUUUCCCUCCUUCCUCACAUAUUCCCCCCAUCCAUCCCUUGGAUGCUGAGCUGGCGCUGCUGAGUUGCUGCUUGCUGCCCUCCCCCUGCACCGACUCACUGCCCUUCAUUCACUGCCCAUCUUUCCUUCCUCUCCCUCCCCACCCACAGGUAGCAGUAUCGGACCGCACAGUAGCAACGAAGUACGAGUUGAGCCGCCGGCGCUACCUGGGGCCCACCGCCAUGGAUGCUGAGCUGUCGCUGCUCAUGGCCAACCAGGCGCUGGCACGGCGCGGGGCCCUCAUGUACGACCCGUUUGUGGGCACUGGGAGCAUUCUGGUGGCAGCGGCACACUUUGGUGCUGUCACUCUGGGAGCGGACAUAGACAUAAGGGUGGUGCGGGAUGGCAAGGGCCCCAAUCGGGACGUGUGGGGCAACUUCCACCAGUACUCACUCCAGCCACCAGUGGGAUUGCUGCGAGCAGACAACAAUUGCCCUCCCUGGAGGCAAGACCUACGAGAGAUGUUCCAUGCCAUCAUCUGUGAUCCUCCCUACGGCGUCCGGGCAGGCGGCCGAAAGUCGGGCGGGAGGAAAAUUCUCAACGGGGUGACGGACCCGUACUCGAUAGCAGACAACCUGAAAGCUGCCCACAUCCCCUCCACCGCCCCUUACUCCCUCGAAGAGUGCCUCCACGAUCUUUUAGACACGGCUGCCCGGCUGCUCGUGAUUGGUGGGCGGCUCGUUUAUUUUUACCCUGCUGCCCGAGAGGAGUAUGUGCCCGAGGAGAUUCCCGGGCAUCCGUGCCUGAAGCUGGUUGCUAAUAGUGAGCAGAUUCUCACGAAGCGGUGGAGCAGGCGGCUUGUGACUAUGGUGAAGGUUGCUCCGUACAGCGAUGACAUGGCAGCUGCACACAUUCCCGAAUACUCUGACCAAUCAGACAUCGCAUUCAUUGCACCAGGAUUGGGCGCACGAAGUUGA
This is a messenger RNA of Closterium sp. Yama58-4, 3489 nucleotides long. NCBI's taxonomy places the organism in Eukaryota, Viridiplantae, Streptophyta, Zygnematophyceae, Desmidiales, Closteriaceae. The record is from the annotation of a GenBank genome assembly.